AUUACAGACUUGUCUCCCCACCGUGAUCACCACUCCACCGUCUAAUCCUGUGGUAUCCUAGUUUCUUGACCUUUCGCAGUACGACACGCAAUUUUAGUUGUAAGGCGGUCUAUACAAAACUGGACUUUUACUACAAACUCUUGCCUUCUCCCGUCCUGAAAUUCCACAAGCAUGAGCUCACGAGGUGGAAGGCAGUCAAUGUCGGAGCUGCGGUAUCGUAGGCUGCUGGAGCACAACCAGCGCCUUCGAGAAGAUUUGGCAAGGCCAAGAAUUCGGGUUAGUGAAGCUGCCGCUAGUCUAAUUCGCUACUGCAAGACGACGAAAGAUCAUCUGGUUCCGUCUGUGUGGGGUCCAGUCACCAAGGCAGAUGACGUGUAUGGUCAACAAAAAUCUGGAGGGGGCUGUUGUUCGAUACAAUAACCUGGACGGCUUUGCAUAUCUUCAUUGACCCGUCUAUAUGUUAGCGCCUGACACAGUUCUCGCUUAUACCGCUGCAUUAUGAUGUGGACCCACUGCUUCAUUGACCCCGAUAGUUUUUUAUCUCUUACCUGUACCUAUAUUCAACCUUUCAUCAUUGUAACAAACUCUACGCUAUGCUUUCAAUGUUUUGAUACAUUUUUUGGAACCCAGAGGGGUAUGGAACA
Suillus paluster is the source of this 644-nucleotide messenger RNA. RefSeq names its product G-protein gamma subunit. The coding region runs from base 172 to 420 and encodes 82 amino acids. Gene Ontology annotation, biological process: G protein-coupled receptor signaling pathway. The transcript is spliced from 4 exons. Gene Ontology annotation, cellular component: heterotrimeric G-protein complex. Gene Ontology annotation, molecular function: G-protein beta-subunit binding. NCBI's taxonomy places the organism in Eukaryota, Fungi, Basidiomycota, Agaricomycetes, Boletales, Suillaceae. The record is from RefSeq and is a predicted model, not a curated record.